GUCCGCCCACCCGCCUGCCUGCGAUAGCGGGCGGCCCUACUAACUCACUGGCUGUUGUCACUGGCGGUAGCAACUUAGCAAGGACGUCGAAACAUUUGCUCUCGAUUGCUAUCUAACGCGGGUGUCAAGCGAAACCAUAUCAACACGAACCACGGAGCUGGAGGUGGCUGACCGACUGUCAGGCUAUAACAAAUCGACGAAACUACUCAAUUAUUAUAGGAAAUGAUAGACACAACGAGCUAUCAUUAGUCGGCUGUAUAACAACAACCACAAACGUAAGCUUUCAUUUGUGCCACUACUGGCGCACAUAACGACUGUUGCAGACGAUGCUGAUGUGAUAAUUGUCGCGACAACGAUUCGGAAGAGUGAGAGGGGUGCAGUUCGUUGACGGAACCCGGCAAUUGCGAAGCGGGUGGCACGAUUAUGUGAAAUUGAAUGGAAAAGUACACGAACCCGCGCAUUAUGAAUGGAUAUACACUAAGGGCUGUGUGCAAGAGUAGAAGUAGCAGCGGCACAAAAACAACGAUGUAAAUCAGUGUCGAUAAUAGGCAGUUUAGCCUGAGUUAGCGUUGCUGAACCAAAACGAUAGUUCUGGGUUCAAGAAUCCGUUCAAGAACGGAUAGUUCUGACCGACAUUAGCUUUCAUUGUCCUUAUCGGCGGUAGAGAUCGGACAAAUCGAUAGAAAGCCGACAAAAAAUUGCUAGAUUGAGCGAAGCAGUCGAUUUCGUAUUAACUUUUCUCUUAAGAUCAAGCGCGUAUACACAAACGCGCACAAUAAUAAGGACGAGAAAUGAUUGAGCCUGUGAAACUAAGUCGCUCUGACCAACGGAAUAAUAUUGAAUAUUGUCAAGCUAUUUGACAGCCAGUAUUCGGCAUUUUCUGAGCGAGUUUUGUGCUGCUGUUGGACACCACGAACAACAGCAGCAGCAGCAGCCGGGAGUCAAACUAGCUACUGAAGCUAUUUUUUUCAAUGUGAGCUAAAAGUUCACAGUACUACGAGGAAAUUGGAUGCGUCUUUUUUUAUCGCGUCUUAACGCCACCAAGCCCUGUUCGAUUUCCCUCGAAUAUCCUGUUUCCGUAGCAGAAACUUCUUGUUCCUUGCCUUCUCAAAGCGACAGCAAAAAACGCCGAUUUUCCUGGCCCUUUCAUUCUCCCUAUAUUUUUUGCUUUUGGUAUUCUUUUCUACCGUGUGUGUGUAUAUGCAUCUUAUUGAAAUACAUCCGUUUGUCGUACAUCGAUAAUUUAGUCUUUAGCUUUAUUGCUAAUUUAGCUUUAUUGCUAACUGCUGCUGCUGGGGCGGAGAUGUUGUAGAAAAAAGGAGGUAGACAAGCCCGAGUGUUUGCCUCUUCGGGGGUAGCGGCCGCAACUGGGGCAACGACAUCUCUAUUCAAUUACUUAAGUGGACCAACGAUUUUCGGCGGUAGUAUCAGCCGCAAUGCCCUGUCAGUAAGUUUCCCCAACUGAAGCGACUCUUUUAACAACUGUGACAUGAGCAACUUAAACGAGUAAAGGACGGCGUACCACUGAAAGUGCCACGGCGCUUAUCUACGCCUCUGUCUUUUACCAUUCCGUCGCGUUCAGCCGCCGCUGCUGCCAUCGGUGCCGCUGUUCAACGAAGUUUCGUAGUUGGUUCAACUCUUCAGAAAGAGGAAGAUAGACCCACAUGGAAACGAGCGCUCAGAGAGUAAAAUGGAACUAAUAGAAGAGAUGUAUGAUGUCGCUUUUGGUGCUAAUAUGCAAUCGGUACACAAGUUUUACCAUUCAUUUGCUUGCUUGUGUUAGGCCUUGUCGGCGUCGUGUGUGUCGACGAUGCUUGCCACGACCGUCGGAGUUACUACGGCUGUGUGGUGCGAAGGAGGGCGCCGCGGUAGGGGAACUAAGAGAGUGGGAGGGAACGAACACAAAACAUUGCUGCGUAUGCUGAACGUCAUGCGGCGGCUUGCGUGCCAUGUGUCGUGCUCCGGUGAUUGUUGUGCGGGGUACCGCCGUCUUAGUUGUUGUCGACGAGCCUAAGUAGUUGUUGGUUGUCCGCUUCAGUUUGCUUCGUACACAUUGGCGACGGAUGGCGGACAGAUAGAGUUCGACACAGAAAAUCCCGACGAGUCGCAGCGGCUGCACCGGCAACAGCAGUACCUUCAAGACUACUUUUAUCACGGUUAUUACUGUUCCUGCUGCUGCAAAAAUACCACUAGCGCCACCAUCACGAUUCUAUCCAGCAAAAGGCAUUAUAGCAUUGUCGUCAUCGAGUAGGAAGCUUUGGAAGGAGAAAGCCGAUGGCAGGUGUUUAGCCUAGACGGCUGCUUGACAUGCGACUGCUGGUAACAAUAAUAGAUAACAAGUGCGGAAAGAAAGUUCUGACCGCCGGGUAGAGCAGUAAGCUGGGUCGCGACGUCGGAGAAGAAGCGCAGCCGAUACCGAGCUGUGCUAGUUUAUGCCACUGCUGCUGUUUGGGUUGCUGCUGCUCUGAUGGCAGUCGCGGCUUUCUGAGGGAGUGCGGGCCGCCGACGUCGACGGCAGUGGCAGCAACGGUGAAGUGCCUCUCGCUACUACGCUACUUCAGUUGCUGUGGUUGCUUAUGCUGCUACUACAGCAGCUGCUGCUGAAUUGGUGAGAGAAUAAAAGAGCCAAACAAGCUAGUACUACCACAAAUGUAUAUCUGCAUACCAGUGACUGACUCUGUCGCACGUCCUCUUGGGCCGUGUCGUCGCGGGAACCGCGAGUGACCGACAAUGUUAGUGGCGGGGAGCCGAACGAGUCAAACCAGCUACAAACAUAAACGACGAUGUUAUAGCGACUCGCGCUCACAAGAGCCGGAAAGCAGCAGACGUCAACGACGACGAUGGGACAGAGUGGACUGAGAAACGGAUGGCUGGCUAGUCGGACGGCCGGGUAGACCACUAGUGAAAGAGCAAACGAAUCAACAGAUGAACGAACGAGACGACCGAUAGCCGCUUUUGCGGCGUCGACUGAGCUUGCUGAUGCGGUCGCCACCGUCGUCGUUGCUGCUGCUGCCUCUGUAUCGAGCACCAGCAGCAGCAGUUCUGGACAACCAACACCAACAGCAUUCGGCGACGACUACUGACUUCAAAACGAACGAUGUCAACAGAUUUAUAUAUAGCAUAGAUUGUUGGUUAGUUGGUUGAUGGCAACGAAAACAGGGACGAAUAAAUGGAUGGUAGACCAAUGCCGCUCGGGUUGUGGAUUUAAUGGUAUAAUACAUUACGACAACGGCUAGAGACGACAAUAACGUCGAUUGGUGAGAGGAUAAAAAGUACUACUAAAGUGGAAGAUGAUGGCAGGAUUGGGACAGCGUCGUCUAUGACCUGAUGGUAGUAGUCGUGCUGAUGGCGGCGGCAGCAGCAACAACAACAGCAACAUCAACGACAACAACAACAACAGCGGUGGUGGUGAUGCUGAUCAUGAUAAUUGGCAUGGUGGCAAUAUUGUGUUGGUUACUCGUGAAGUCAUACGAAAUGAAGCCACCGGUGGGUGAUGUCGAAAGCAGCACCAUUGGAAGCAAAUAAAGCUGAUAACCCUGUGAGAUGUGUUUGCGCUUUAUACCACUACACAGUUAAGUCGCUGCCAUAGAAGAAAAGUUGGGGUCAGCCCGGCGUAUUCCUUCGUUCUGCGCGGGAGUGCUUCACAUGUUGAGCGUGUAGAAGCAAUUGUUUUAUAGAAAAUAGUCGUAGUGUAUUCGCGGCGGUCGAGUAAUCAAUCCUUUCUUACCUGCGCGAUACGAUUAAGGCAAAAGGUGUAUUGUUAUUGCAACUAAGCCGAAAUGGGUGGCUCAGGGAAGAUUUUUCCAUGAUGAAGUCCUCUCGAAGUUUUCAUCGCUUAUAGCGUUUUAUCAACAACAUACUGGUGCAAGAUGUUGGUAUAUGGAACCUGGGGUAUAUAUGAGUAAACUGUAUGCAUAAAUUAACUGGGGAGAACUUUACCACUUGAUACUUUAUUUUUAAAUUACUUCAUUACGGCAAUUACGUAAUAAAGCGAAUUAGUUGACUGACGAAGAUCUAUCUAAAUCUAACGUCCAAGACGUAUUGAUAUAAAUUAGAGAACACAUAAAAAAGACAGCUAUAGCCAGUAAAUGUUUCAGAUACAUCUGUAUCGGGAACAUUUACUGGAAAUGUUCCCGAUAUUUUAUUUUGUUUAUCAUUUUUUUGUGACUUUUUUGUCUGUAAAAUUAUCAAAUUGUGUCAUGAAAUCGAGCCGAGAUACGUAACUAUAGAGAAUUGUCUGUAAUAAUUCUUUCUGACGAAAUGAAAAACGAAAGUCACGUUAUCGUAUCCGUUUGUUUUAUUAUCGAUCUAAAUAUUGUCAUCUUAAUUAUUCCAUGCGGGUAGCUAUUCUUGCUUGUGACACUCGGACUAUGUCGCCCACGUUACAUGCAUGACGUGAACGACACAGCCUACAAGACGUGUCUCCUGCGUACCAUUAUUAUUACCACUACUAGUAGCGUGGAGGACUGUAUUCGAAAAGGAACGAGUCUUUAUGGAGCUCAACGGCGGUAUCCAAGCCCGCGCGGCUUCGCAUUGCAUCACUUUUGGAGCUAUCCGCGCUGAUCAAUGCAUAUUAUGUUUUGUGGUGGUGAUGGCAACUGAAUGUGUCGUGAGUUUCACCAUAGCUUAAGAAUACACAAACAAAACGUAUAGAUAUGCAGACUACUGGCAUACGUGUACGAUCGGUUAACCAAUAUUGCCGAAAUAUAUCACUUUCCUACUAACUUAAAUAAUAAUUGUGUCACGUUGUACCGUCUGCUGGUUGUUCGUUGAUUUAGAAUGUGCAACAGUGAUCAUUCAGUUCGCAAAGCAUUUUGUUGGAUUCGAUGGAUAUUUCUCAAAACAGAGCGGCUAUGGAAAACAGGGUGGGGGUAACUCGCGGCAGUGUUGGAUUUGCUGGGCUCUUCUUAACAAUAUCUGCCGAUGUUCAUGUCGUUUCUGCGGCUGUUAUUGUUGCUGACGAUUCUACCGGGGCCGCAAGGGCGACGGCACUGUCCGUCUGUUUGACCGGGUAUCAGUGUACGUUGCUCUAGAUUGUUUGGAAAUCGGAAUAACAGUUGUCUAUCGGUAGGAAUAGAUAAAAAAAAAAAAAAAAACAGGCUUGCAUAGUCAUUCAUAAGGACCACCAUAGUAUACUUUGUGGUUGUUUGAUUUCAGCGGCAAUAAGGCCGUCGUCUUCGUCUAUAUCCGUCCUAUGGCAAAGUUCCUGCAGCUGUAGGCUGUAUAAGCAGGAUGUUGAGCGCGGGCAACAGACCCAAUUAAAUGCGAACUGCUGAUCCAAAAUGAAAGUUACUGCUACUGAAAUGACGUGUUUGGGUGCAAUGUAUCGUUAUCACAACUGCAGGUUGUCCUGCAUCACCGUGCCGUGUGGUACGACUGAUAUAUUACAAAGGUCAACUGUUCUCGCUUUGUCGUUAGCCCUAACAACAACAAUAAUAGGGUUGUUUGCGGUUAAAGCGGGCCAAACUGUAACGAAAGUUCGUUCGCUGUACGCUGCAUUGAUCUGUGCGGCAUAAGAAGAUAUGGUACAGUCUCUAUAAUCAACCUGUCGGUAAUGGUAUUGGCGUUGCGAUCGGAUAGUUUUGCCAAAAAAGAUGAAACCAACAAACUGAGAAAGCAAAAACCUCGGAGGGAAAACAUGUUCUUAAAUGCUUACGGGUUGGCUUGUGGAUGAGAGGCGCAGAAGAAAUUUCAGCUUUUUUUCUGUUCGUUUGGCCAGUGCCGCUUUGUUCCAGUUCACAUGUCGGGGUUCUUCCCGGCUUUUGCAUUGAGCCAACGAUUGCAUAGGAACAAGCUUUCUACCAAACACUAAACUGUGAAUGAAUAAAUCAAAAAGAUGUUUCUAGAAAUUAUAAUGACCGAUUCUACCUAGUAAUUGACCACCAGGUCUGUUGAAAUCAAUGCAAUUGUCGCAGUUGAUCCGACGACGCUUUCCAAGGAAAAUUCAAUUACCGCUCUUACCUGUUCGACUCUUUCAUGUACAGGCAACUUAUUUAUUUCAGAAGCAAAUUUCCUUUGAACACUACAUUGGUAAUCUAAAAAAAAAUCAAAAAAUGAGAUAACUGAGCAGAAAUCAAUCUGAAAUGUCACGUCGAAAAGGUGACGUAUUUGAGCGAUAUAGAAGAGUACUGUUCGACUGACACUUGAGCACGUCUAUAACAGCUGACGGUUUUCUGCAUCUGUCGGGUCCUACAGAGAAAAGGAUCUAUCAGCAGUGCAGGCAUUAUCCGGUCACAUGGCCUUCGUGUUAGCCUACUCAAUAACGGAACUGUAACUUAAGAUGUAUCUUUCCCGAUGCUGUGCGUCUGUUGAUCAAGAGCAGCACGUCGCGGUUGUGACUAGCAGCUCGGAGCCCAGCUCAACAUUGUCAGUUGAUCGGUUAAUACGAACGACAGAAAGGACCCAACAGGGCGCGGUGGGAAGCGGGGAACAGCAAGACAACGGCGGCCUGCCGCAGGGAACCGGUCAGCAGCCCGAGGUGGCCAAAGCGGAGCUAUGACAAGUUUAGGCAACCCGCUUCACCCGGGGGUUGCUGUUGCUACGUCGACAACAUCAGCUCUUCCCACGCCGCCGUUGCUUCCCCAUGAAGAACAUGAGGAGCUGCGGCGAAUCCGGCGUGAGGGGGUCACCGUUUCCCGCCGUGCUACGGUACGGCCACCAAUAGCCGGGGGGUCCUUAGGACAAGUUCACUAUCAACAGCAACAUCAGCAGCAGCAACAGCAGCAACUUCAUCACCAACAACAGCAGCACCAUGGGCCCACGGUAACAGGCGCUGGCGGCGGUGGCCGGGAACCGCCAGGUGUCCAUUUAAGUGGUGGACAUCAUCAACGGGCAGGUGGAGCAACAGCAGCAGUUGUACAUGGACUUGGGGGUCGCGUAAUCGGUUUAGGAGGCGGGGCAGGUUUAGGUGUUGGGGUUGUUGUUGGUGCGGCAACAGCUUCGGUUACUGGGACAGCUGUCGGUGUUGGUGGAUUUGACGAUGAUGCUGGUCAUCAUAGCGAUGACACCGAGGAGACACUGUCGAGUUCAUCGAAGGAGCCUUUGCCAGAUUCCGAUGGCGAGACAGAGCUUGAAAACCCACGACGAGCGCUAAACACAGCGGAGCUGCAUCCCGCUCAGCGCACCACACAGCUAACAUCUGCCUCUCUUCAACAGCAUCAACAGCAGCACCAAGCCCAUCAUCACCACCAACACGCGACGACAACAUUGUCGGCUUCGUCAACGAGUAAUAACAGUAACAGUACUACAACUACAACGGGACUGCUUCAACAGCAGCAGCAGCAGCAACGUCACCAUGUGACGCCGACGCAGCACCGACAAGGUCCUUCGUUCCGACCAUCUCCCUUGCAUCACCUUAACAACAAUUCGCAUAACACACAACAACAACAGCAGCAGCAACACCAUCAUCACCCUCAUCACCCUCAUCACCCUGUACAGCAGCAACAUCAAGGUGUAACAACACAUGUAGUUUCGGCAGCGGCGACAAAUCAUCUCCACACGACCACGGCGUCGACGUUAUCGGGAGCGUCCACCGUCUCAGCAGCAGCGACAGCCGGCUUAACCGCUGGACCACAUCAGCACAGCUCGCACUAUCCAAAUCACCAUCCCCAUGGCGCCGGAAUCGGCAGUGUCAGUGUCAGCACCGUGGGCGACCAUCAUCGUCAGCAACAACAUACGAUAGGAGGCCAUCACCAUGGGGUUGCUGUCCCCCAUCCACAGACGCAUCAGGCUCAAACACAGCAGCAGCAACAACCGCAGCAGCAGCAAUUGCCGAAGCAAAAGCAGAAGCAGCCACCGGGCCAGGGUCAGGCGGCGCGACGUGCGCGAGCUCCAGGCGUAACGAAAACGGUGACGUUUGCGGCCCCCACGGACGACGAGGAGGCGGCUGCUGCGCUUCUGCUCUAUUGCCAUAACACAAUGCAACAUCAGAGUCAGGCGCAUCAGGCGGCCGCUGCAGCUGCCGCUGCGGCGCAACAACAAACAGCGACAGUAACAACGACGACAGGUGGUCAUCCAGCAAGCGGAAAUGUAGCAAGUGCUGGUGGAAAUGCGGGAAGCGCUUCGCUUCCAGGCGCGUACUCGCUGAACCACCAUAAAUCUAAAGCGACAGCGGUUCAUUCCGCAGCCGCUGUCAAUACACCUGCCCCGUCUGCUGGUAGCGCAGGGAAUCUAAGCGGUCUGGCACUUCUAGCUGGUGCUGCAAACCAACCGACAAGUAAACGCGGCGGGGCAGCUUCACUAGAAGGAUUUUACAAUUAUGGGACGACGAAUCACCACCAGCCGGCCCCGACGCCUACACCGCGCAAAGCUCAUAUAGGUUUGCCCUAUCAGGACCAUAACUAUGGCGCGCCUCCACCGCCUACGCCUCCAGCUUCGCCGCCCCCUCCCUUCUCGCCACGGGUGGCAUUCGAGGAUGAGCGCGCUUUGUCAUCGCUUGCGUCACUGCAGCGUCAUUCGCAUUCAGGUGGAACCGGUUUUUCGCAUCAGGCCCAGACAUCAGUCGCGUCCGGAGCAACUGGCCAAAGUCACCAUCAUGGGCAUUUGCAUCAUGGACAAGGCACAAAUGCGCAUAGCCAUAGCCAUACUGUACAGGUCCAUUCCACAACUGCUGGGUCACAUCAUACAGGCGGGCUGGGGGGUCGGGGAGCCCGAGCUUCUACGCUUUCCCCACAACAGUCGCAUUUGUCUUCGGCGAGUUCAAAUACGACGACAGCGGCAACCGCCUCUCUAAAUCAUAGCGUUGUUCACCAUCCCCACCAUCAACAGCAUGUCACUACACCACGGGAACAGCACGGCUCGACGAAGAGUUCUUCGAUAAGCGCAAGCAGUGCAGCAUCAGUGGUUGCAACGAUUAGUGCGGUAGCCUCCGCCCGCGACAUUACCACCUCAGGAGGGAGCCUCAAUAAUAAUAUCGGCAAUAAUAGCAGCAGUAACAACCACAACAACAGUAUAGGUAGCCAUGCUGGGGGUGUUCGGACGUCGUCGACGGUGACGAUACCCCAGAAACGUGAGUCUGCCGCCAGUGUUAUCUCAGGGGCACACAGCGAUGUGACGGCAAAAAGUGCCAGUACGGCUGGAGGCGGCGGGAUGGGUCCAACAGUGAGAGAACAAAAGGGCCUGCUUAGGCAACAGAAAAAGCGGCGGAAAAAAGAGCUGGACUUGUCGGCUCAAAAAGAAGCUACUACGCAGGUACUCCAUGAGUCGGCGAAAGUUGGGGGACGGCAAAGUCGGGAGGGUCGAACAAUCGCGUCCGCAAGUGGAAUCGACGCAACAGAAGUGGGUGCAAGGCAUCCAGCGACACACAGUGGACAUGAGAACACGCGUCACGCAACGACGAAAGCUCAUUCCGAACCGAACAGAAAAGACAGGCAAGACUGGGCUGAAGGUGAAGAAAGCAUCACGAGAUGCGUUUGCGGGUUUAAUCAUGAUGACGAAUAUAUGAUCUGCUGCGAUGGUUGUGGAGUUUGGCAGCAUGUCGAGUGUAUGGGUCUUGACAAAAACCACAUACCUGACACAUAUUACUGUGAGUUAUGUGUACCCCGGAAAGUGGAUCGGAACCGUGCGAAAACAUUACAGAUUCGCAAAAAGGACAAACUGUCUCCGCUGCGGGGCGGUGAUGGGUGUGAUACAGCAGAUGUUUCAGGAAUGUCUCCCAGAGUUUCACCUGGAACAACUUCCUCAGGACAGACUGAAGACCAUAAUACGAAUGGUUUCCUCGAUGUUGGCAUGUCGGAACUCAACAACCUGCCUAAUGGCCUAGCUAAAAAACAUUUCAAUCGGCGGUUCCUAAAAACGAAACAACAACAACUUCUCAAAGGUCUUCGUGGUCGUGGAGCUGGGAACCUUAAAGGAAAGAUGAAGGAAAUGAAAGAAAAGUGUCCGCGGAACUUGAAGUCGCCAUUGUCAUCGCCUCAUGUGUCACCCAGCUCGACAGCCACAAGUCCCGGCAAAACGUCAAAAGGGGGCAAGUCGCAAAAUCGUGCAGGUCUCAAGAAUGGCAAAAUUACUGCUCAGAGGAAGCUGCUUGCUCAGGGAGCUUUGGCGAAGCUGCGCAGUGGCGGAGCUGGUGGAACGGACAAAGGGGGCCCACAAAGCGGCAAGGGCUUCCAUCACAACCUGCCGCUUGUUGACGACGAUGACGACGAUGAAGAGGAUGAUGUAGAUAACGUAGGCGAUAGCGAAGUUGGUCACCCGAUGGUCGGUGCCCAUAGACGAAAGGGGCAACACCAUGACGAUUAUUACGAGGAAACGCUAAUCAAUCAGUACACCCCCGAAGUACAGAUCCUGACACUACGAGGCAACUCGGCAGCCCAAGAAACGCUUCUUAGGAGAAUACUAGCCAUGUCCUCGGCUAAACCCUACCGGUUAUGCGACCUGGGGGAGUCGAAGGGGUUGGUGUGUAUUGAAGAGCUAGAGCCAGGUUACCCAGUGGCGGAGGUUCGUGGCCGUUUUAUGAUCAUGGACCAGUUCAAUGGUAACAAACGGCGCGCCCAGCCACACGUGUUGUUUUAUUCGCCAACGGGCCGUCCCCUGUCGCAGCAGAAGCCGGGCGGCGGCCGAGAGGGGGCGGCAUCGUCCGAUGAUGACGCAGAUGACGAUGACGACGACGACGAUGAGGAAACGCUUUGUGUUGACGCGCGUCGAUGCGGGAGCGAGGCGCGAGCCGUGCGUCGAUCAUGCCGACCGACAGCGGAACUAAGACACGUACUGCAGAACGGUUUGUUGCAGCUGUGGCUCGUGGCGGGGCCCCGCGGACUCGUGAGGGACCAGGAGGUAUCGAUCGCGUUCGAGUUGCCGCCUGCGCCGGGGGUUGAGUGUGCCUGUGGCCGGGCAGCACCUGUAUGCCCCUACGGUACGUCCGUAGCAAGCCCAUCGACGCUUUCAUCUAACACAACCAAUAGUGCAACUACGGUUAGUGUGACCACUUCAUCAGGGAAACUGAGUCGACCGGCAAAGCAACAGCAGUUGCACCAGCAACAGCAUCACGCGACGACAACGGCGGCAACAACAACAGCAGCAACGGCGGCGACAAUUGCAGCGGCGACAACAAUAACCCCGCCAUCACAGCGGCAGCUUCCGCAGCAGCACGUUAACCCGCAGGUUGGCCAGCAUGGCCAGCAGCAUGGUGGUCCGACCGCUCAACCAACAGCUCCCAGUCGUCCUAAAAAGCUUGCUCUUCUGGAACGUAAGCCGUCAGUGAAUCUGCGAACCGCUUCGCCCCCUCCGCUUACCAAUUCUCCGAUCACUCCAAUCAUUCAUAGUAAAGGAUACCCUACUUUAUCGGCUGGACAGUUGGCCCACCAAGGCCAGGCCCAGUCAUGUGUAACACCGGUUCCACAGUCUCCUGUCAAAAUUAAGGAGCAGAAAGAUUUAAAAGAACAUUUAAAAGAGCUGAAGAAAGAAUCGAAUGAGUUAACGACGUCGAGUCCUGUUGCAUCACAAACAAGCACCCCUGUAUUGCAGGCGACAGUAGGCAGCAGUGUAACUGUCAGCGUGAAAAAGGAGCCUGGCAUAGACGAGACCGAUGACAUGAUCGAGGUAGAUGAAACAGCAACCAGCAUUUCUACUGUGGUCGUGCGACCAGUAUCGCCCGCAAAGGCGGUCGCGGUUCGGCGAAGGCGAACUUCGUCGUUGGCAGCCGAAGUCGCCGUCAAACAGGAAGUUGGCGAAGACCUUGAUGUCCAGACGGAAAAAGCGGACGCUGUGGCGGCUUCAAGCCACGAUGGCGUCCACUCGAUUACGGUUCACAGUGAAGAAAAGGAGAGGGAUCAUGGAUCUGGGCGAAAGAUGACGCGCGAAGAGCGCAAGCUCGACGCCAUCAUGCGCGCAUUUGAAAAAAUGGAACAAAAGCAAAAACGGAAACAGCAAGAUCAUAAACAUGUGCCCGGUAAGGACAAGGAUGACAGACGUAGGUCAAGCGGUAGUGGACGUACAGCGGGAGCCAGUGUGGGAGCUAAUGAAAGUUCUUCGGACAAACGACCUCCGUCCACCGGUGGAGACGCUGCAGCUUGCCCAGCUCCUGGGCAGAGCAGUUCCAAGAAGGGCCGUCGCAAAAGUUCGUCUGGUACGCCGAUGAAACGUGGCCGAGCGAGAACUACUAGUGGCUGCUCAGACACGAAUAAUUCGCUGAACGCUAAGGACAGCAACGCUUCGAACGAUUGCUUUGCUCAGCCAGCAAAAUCGAAGCGCCUGCUCAUGCAGGGCUGGCUGCAGGAGAAGCAUAACGGAGCAGAGCUGUCCUCUCCGGGGGGCGAGUCACCUUCGACUGGGGCAAGCACCCCUAACCAGGAGGGAUACAACAAAGGCGAUGAGUCGGUGUGCUUCGUGCGGGAAAGCCACAGCGUCGCAAACGCGAUGGCCCAUCUACGGAGGAGCAGUUCAUUGUCGACAACGGUCACUGGCCAGGUGAGUCCGGGAGGUGGGCCUAUCGGGCCAUCCGUUGGAGUUAACAGCAAUUGUGGUGCAGGAUCCGCUAAGAAACGUUGGCUAAGACAAGCUAUGUGUGACGACGGAGAUAGCACCCCUGAAGCUCCGAACUCCCCAUCCAACAUUGGUCAACUUCCAAGCCAGCUGCCGACGGCGUCCCCAACGACAGAUGCACCAGGAUUGCUGGAGGAGGACAACCAUCACGAAAGUGGCCAUGCUAGCGGUCCCGAUUACGUGACUCCGCUCAAGAAGCGCCGUUUAAUGCGUGAGUCUGUGGACAGCGCUAGUCCCAUUCACGACUCCCCCCAUCGGAGCCCACAUGAGUCCAUUAACGAUGAACAUGACGAGGAAGAGAAAGAAGAACCGAAACGAUUGGAUGAAGAGACAUCAAACGUCGACGUGGUUCAGAUCGGCACGCAAAAUGAGCCAUUGGUUAAGCGACCAACCGUCGUCAGCACUGCCAGCGAAGAAACUCAGGACGCACCGGAAGUAAGCACAAGCAAGGAGGAACAUGAAAAAGAAGGCAAUCAUAAAGAAUCUACUCUCACAGAGUGUCCUGUGUCGAUUAUAAAAGACGGCAAAAGUAUUGAUGAGAAGGAUGACGUUGAUGACGAGAAAGACGAUGAGCUGGUUGUAGAUCUUGGUGAUGAAAUAGCCCCCAAGUCGUCAGAGCUGAAUGAGGUGUUCUGCAAAUUGGGCAUUUUUGAACCACCAAAGGCCGACACCGCAACCGACAUAAACAUACUCAAAAAGAAACCGUCCGAAGAGUCCACUGAUUUAGGCGUACAAGCAAAGAGUUGGCCAAACGACCCCAGUGACAAUUUAGAUGAAGAAAGUGAAACCAGCAAGCAGCGGCAGACAGCGGCGAAAGAUAAAUAUCUGAAAAGGGAGAAAGAGGUUAAGUUCGCUAACGAACCCGAAGUGAAGGAGUCUAGCGUGAAGGAAAAGGAGCAUAAGAUGUCAAAAGAAAAGGACACCAAUGCUAAGGAUUCAAGGGAUAAAAUUAAUAAAGAUUCAAAGACCUGCCAGGUACUUUUGCCUAAGGAGCCAAAAUCACCGAAGGAUCUGCCAAAGGAAAAGGAUGUAAGGGAGAACAAAAAGUCGGUCAGAGAGACGAAUAAACCACUUAACAAGUCGGAUAGAGAAUCCAAGUCGAUCAGAGAAAAGGAGCAAAAAUCUCCGAAAGAAAAAGAGAGUAGAUCACCGAAGCCGAAGGAAACGUCGUCCUCAAAGAAAGACUUGAAAAGGACCACCGAAAGAGAAACAGUAGUGACGGCCGUGGCCACGGUAGCCCCCGAAACUGCUGAUCCAUUUUCGCGCGCUUUAGUCAAAGAGGAUUGUCGACCGAAGGAUAAAAACGUAAAGGACAAAAAGGAGAAGCACCGCAAGGAGCGCAAAGACGAGAAGCGUGGUAGCCGGGAUUCAAAGGAAAGGAGCUCGGUGGACGAACCUGUUGAGGAGCCCAAGUCAGCGUCGAGCACAGACGGCAUGGCCCAAGAAUCGCAAGCCAGCUCACCGACCUUGUCGAAAACCAGCGAGACCGAGGGCGAACUUCACGAGACAACUGACAACAGUAAUCUCUCUUCCCAACAACAGCAAGAGCAUGUUUCUAUUCUACCGGCGAUCACAGAGGCGCGCGUGGUCGAGGCGCAAGUGAACAGUGCCAGCACUGAAAGCACUUCGGAAGACAAAGGGGAGCGGCCCGUUGAGGAGACGGAAGUGGAGCCCCCAAAGGCAACAACAACCGCAAGUGAUUCGUCAUGGGAGCAGCCUGCCCAAAUAUCCGAGGCGUCCGGAGGCGACGAGGCAACGGACUGCGAUGGAGAGGAAAGUGUGGCGAUGGAUGGGGCGACUACGCCCACCCUGGACGAGAUGGAAAACGAUGAUAUGUCGGCAACGGCUGACGAGGGGCACUCUGAUGGACGUCUCCCUGAUGCACCGGUUCGCCUUCCACCUUCCGAGGCUCUGAAAGCACCGUCGUCUGUGAGCGUUACACCUUCACCGACAACCCAACAGGCGCAGCUCACAGAAUCUGCUACUGUCGUGCCUGCACCAGCUCGUGACCGGAAAAAGCGUCUCAGCCUAUCGGAGUACCUUAAACGGCAGCGGUCAGAGCCUGGUCCGCCUAUUUUGACAGGACCUCCCACUACCAACAACAACAACAACAACAACAGCCUUCUACGUUCUCCUAUUAGCUCAGGGCCUAUCAAGCUGGCGCCUAUCUCAAAAGAGCUACUUGGCAGCUUUGCCAAGCUCGCUGGUGGAGCCGGAUCAGGGGUUAAGACCGCGGGAGUAGCCCCCAUUUCGCCGAUGUCGCGUAGCAAAAGCAUUUCGGAUCCAACUAGUCCUCUUUCACACCUCCCAUCCACUAUUCGGUCUAGUCUGCCUGCCGCAGUAACGGCGCCGCCCAUGCAGCUCCUAAGUCUAUCGGCGAGUGGCUCGUCGGCACUGCACAAGUCGGCACUGUUCCCGGACACCCCAGAGCGAGAUCGAGAUCAUCACGUUGGAGAUGGCGGCACAUCGGCGGUAUCACUGGUGGAUCCACCCGUACCAAAGCGGCGCGAACCUCUUACGCAACGUCUGCGACGUGAGUUUGGCCUUCUGGCGCCUAACGACAAUCUGGAAGGCCUUGGCGGCGCUGGUGCGUCGUCCUCCGCAGCGCCUACUGUUGUGACUCCCGGUAGCUAUACACCGCACGGAGCCGCCAAUAGCUUUCCGACAGCAACCGUGCAGACGCCCAACGGACCUCAGCAGGUUUACUACGUGCCCCAGCCAGCCAGCGGUCAGCCAUUAUGUCCAGGUAUGACCGCAAAACAAGCUGGCCCACUGAAUCCACUCAGUGUGGGCGCUUCAACGGGCAGCACCGCAGCGCGUGGCUUCAAAGCAUCUGGUCCUUUACCGCCGACAAGGCCUCGCACGAACACCAGCGGAGCGAGCGCCGGAUACAAACCAGGCUACUAUUAAAACUUCGGAAGAUGGCAAGGUUUUAGCGACAGCGACAAAUUGAAAUAAAUUGCAGUGAAAGCUAUAGAUAGUAGUAGCAAUUACGACACGAAAGUAGAUGAUGGCGACGAUGCUGAGGAACGAUGGUGGUGAAAACAAUAUAGUGGCAAAGCUGGUUAUGAUCGACAAAUAGAGAAAUCAACGGGAUAGAAAGCAACGUGCGGUACAGGAACGUAUGUUAGCUGUAACAACACGAUGAACAAUACACGACAGUAACAUGGUCAGCAACUCAGGACUCGGAGUUCUGCCAGUGUAUGUAAUCUAUUCGGCAGAUGAAACACUUAUGCCUACCCACAGGCAACGGUUCCAGUCAACUGGGGGCCGAACACACCCUUCAGGCGAUUAUGUACAUAACGAGAAGGAACCAGGUUCGCAAUGCUGGAUGCUAUGAAGGGCGAAGGUCGAAGGGAAAUACGAAGAAGAUAAAAGGGUGAAAGAAGGUGAGACUAAAAGAGAAAAUGUUAUACAGAUGACUUACGUGCGUGAUCACAAAAGAUGAAAACACGAAAAAAAACUAAAGAAAGAACGAAAAAUAAAUUCAACCUAUCGGUUGAUCGAAGCUACAGAAAACCACGUCUCGAAAGUCCUGGUCGAAUCCUGGUGGGAGACGAAGGAUCAGAACUACUCAACGCACGUAGCCGUCAUACACUCAUUCAACGUUAGAACGUCAUUGCAAAUAGCCCCUAUAUUCAACUCUUUGAAGAGACGUGCAGAGAACAACAUCCAUGACGAUCUUGGCAAUUACACAUUGAUGCAUAUAUCACAACAUAAUACAUUACAUUGCAACAGUAACAACCGAUCAGCAUCUGUAUACUAUUCAUAAACGGGACAGAAAACGGACGUACGAUGUGCGUGCACCGCGAAUGUCGUCGCGCUCCUGAGCUUGCUUCAUCUCUGGCGGAUAGAGAAAUAACGGGAAAUGAUGGAAUAGAAGUAGCUCCUAACAAACUUUGACCUUGACAUAUUAAUGCAAUGACUGGCUCAAUUUAUCCUGAUAAAACAGAGGCGAUUGCUUUUGCCGUCUGAAUACAUAAUAAUAUAUGGAGCGCGGGUACUGACAGGUGUCAUGCAGAUCGUCACACAUUAUAUAUACAUCAACAUAUAUAUAUACGGAGCAAACGUGUCCCGGCGCUGGGACGCGGAGGACAGCAAACAAAAUACAUUAUUAUUAUUACAAAGAGAUACUACUAUUAUUACAUAUUAUAUAUAUAUAUAUAUAUAUAUAUAAAACUACUAUUAUCUAUUAUUAUUAAUUAUAUGUGUAAAUAUAGUGUACAUUGUAAGCCGGCCUGGAAAAGAAAAAAUUAACAGUAAUUGUAAGAGAGCGAGAGAAAUAGAGCGAAAUGGAGGAAAACUGUUCGAUGAACAGAGAUAUGAAGUGUACUAACUUGGCGGUCGGAAAACGGCCCAGACUGGCGAACUCGAGAUAUAAGGCGCAUCAGCAGCGACGCGCUGUAAGGAGAACCUGGA
Molecule: messenger RNA, 16899 nt
Organism: Varroa destructor (honeybee mite)
Lineage: Eukaryota; Metazoa; Arthropoda; Arachnida; Mesostigmata; Varroidae
Gene: upSET
Product: SET domain-containing protein upSET
Biological process (GO): regulation of DNA-templated transcription
Cellular component (GO): Rpd3L-Expanded complex; Set3 complex
Source: RefSeq, a predicted model, not a curated record